Molecule: messenger RNA, 7593 nt
Organism: Amphiprion ocellaris (clown anemonefish)
Lineage: Eukaryota; Metazoa; Chordata; Actinopteri; Pomacentridae
Gene: pdzd8
Product: PDZ domain containing 8
Exons: 5
Coding region: 132-3770 (1212 amino acids)
Biological process (GO): mitochondrial calcium ion homeostasis
Cellular component (GO): mitochondria-associated endoplasmic reticulum membrane contact site
Molecular function (GO): protein binding; lipid binding
Source: RefSeq, a predicted model, not a curated record
AAGCUCAGGAAAGAAGCAGAUGAUAUGGCAGCUUUGAGAGCGACCAGGUGGAACUUGCUUUGUUACCGCGGCUAAACGUUUGGUUAUGAAGACGCUUUGAGUCAGAGACGGCGUCAGGGCAGCUGCUCGAAAUGAUUUACUUAAUACUGAUUUCCGCGUUCUCCGGAGCAGUCGUUACGUUGAUAUUACAGUUCCUGCUGAUAUACCGGAGAAGCCCCGAGCCCGUAGGCAGGACAGUGCAGUAUGUCAAAGUAGUGCCUGAUAACGCAUUGAAGGAUUACUUUAAUACCCAACAUGCCGAACCAGGCCAGCAGCAACAGGACAGCACACCAUCUGCUGCAUCAAAACAGCAAGAGGCCGUGUCCGGCAGGCAGCAGGAGGCGGCUGUCAGCGGCGGCAGCCCCAAACAACAGCCGCCACCGCCUUCUCAAAGCGAGCCCAUUGAUGCGGCCAAAGCCGAGACGUGCAAUUUCCUAAAUGCUAUCUUUCUGUUCUUGUUCAGGGAACUCCGAGACACCCCUGUCGUCAGACACUGGCUCACCAAGAAGAUUAAGGUGGAAUUUGAGGAGCUCCUGCAGACCAAGACAGCAGGUCGGCUCCUGGAGGGACUCAGCCUCAGAGAUAUCUCCCUGGGCAAUUCUCUGCCCGUCUUUAAAACGGCCAGACUUAUGAAGCCGGUGCAUAUGAACGAGGACGGCAUGCCCGAGGAGCUCAACUUUGAGGUGGACCUCGAAUACAAUGGCGGCUUCCACCUCGCCAUCGACGUGGAACUGGUGUUUGGGAAGUCUGCCUACCUGUUUGUCAAGAUGAGGCGCGUGGUGGGCAGGCUCAGGCUGCAGUUCACGCGCACGCCCUUCUCUCAUUGGUCGUUCUCCUUCUUGGAGGACCCGCUGGUGGACUUCGAGGUGAAGUCCCAGUUUGAAGGAAGGCCGCUUCCUCAGCUCACUUCCAUCAUCGUCAACCAGCUGAAACGGGUCAUCAAGAAGAAGCACACCUUACCGAACUACAAAAUCAGAUAUAAGCCCUUCUUCCCAUUCCAAGUGCAGCCUCCGCUGGGUUCGACCUGUGAUUUGGAUCUGUCAGUCCAGGACAGCAGGCUGGUGGAAGGCAGACUCAAAGUCACCCUCAUUGAAUGUAGCAGACUGUUCAUCCUGGGCUCCUAUGACAGAGAAACCUAUGUUCACUGCACUCUGGAGCUGAGCAGCCACCAGUGGAAGGAGAAGACCCGUAGCUCCAUCAAACGGACGGAGGUUAUCAAAGGGCCAUGUGGAAGUGUGGGGAUGACUUUCAGGCACGUUCCUGCCAGUGAAGGGGAUGCAGUCCACGUCAGCAUUGAGACGGUCACGCCCAACUCCCCUGCAGCCGCGGCAGACCUGCAGAAGGGUGACCGCCUCAUUGAGAUUGGAGGUGUCAAAGUGACAUCCUCGGUUCAAGUUCCCAAACUUUUGAAACAGGCAGGAGACAGGGUGGUGGUGCUUUAUGAAAGACCGGUUCGUCAUCAGACUCCCUUUUCAGGAAGCCUGGGAACUCUGCAGGAAGGGUUUGGGCAGCUAGAGGAAACAGGUUUUAUUCCCCAGCCAGGAGGGUAUGAGGAAGACCCAGCCCCCAUCACUACCCUUUCUGACAUAUCCGAUAACAAAGACAUGGACUCAGAGUUUGAAGAAUUGAUUGUGGACUCUAAACCUAGCCAGACUGGUGGCCCUAACAGCAGUACUACCAGUGAGACAAAGGAAGAUUUCUUACUUACAGUAAACCAAAGCCCCAAAAGGACCGUAGCCAACUUGGCCUCUAAGCCACUUGGUUCCAUAUCACCCAUUCUCAACCGCAAGUUAAACCUGGUGGGUCUCCAGUCUCCGCUAAAACCCCAACCCAAAGAAUCACCAAAGCCCUCACCACAUAAGACCAAUAGUGAUCCAGUGGAGGGUGUGCAACGCCCCACUGUUCCACCCCCACCUCCUCCCUCUCGCCCCCCAUUGCCACCAAGACCUCAGAUAAGGUUGACAUCAGCAUCCUCAGAAACCAAUCUUUUGGACAGCGUUGAGUCUGUCACAAUUACUAAUGCUACUGUUGCUCCUACCAUGACUACCACCAUCAGCACUUCUGAAAAAUCUCCAGAAAAAGUUCCACUCCCUGGAGCUAACGAGGAUAAGGCUAGCACUGAGAAGACUUGUGUUAAGCAGGCUGAAGCAAAACAAUCCACCAAGACAGCAGAGUCAAGUGAUGAGAUACUAGUUCUUCCCUCUGUCACUAGCAGCAGUAAAGUUGAUCAAGCAAAGGACAAAGCUUCAGAGAGCUCCUGCAGCACACGGGAUAGUCUAGAGGACCACUCUCUCUGGGAGUCCCCAGAAACCAUGUUUCGUAGCCAGACAGCACGCUGGCCCAAGGCGUCUGUGGUGUUUGAGGUGGAGAGCAACCAUAAGUACCUUAAUGUGGCCUUGUGGUGCAAAGAUCCCUUUAAGCUGGGCAGUUUGUUGUGCCUGGGACAUGUCAGCCUCCAACUGGACCAUGUAGCCCUAGAAUGUAUGACCACAUCUUCAGCAGAGUACCAGAGUACCUUUAGGUUGGGGCCUCCGGAGCCUAGAGCUAACGUUAGCCGCACUGCGCUACGUAGUCUCAGCACACACAAGGGCUUUAAUGAGAAGCUGUGUUAUGGAGAUGUUACUUUGAACUUCUGUUAUUUAGCUGAGGGUGAGUUUGAGUAUCCAGGGGGGCUGACAGAAAGGGAGCGAGAGGGGAGCCUUCAUGAUGAGGAUAUAAGGGAGAGGGAGAGAGAGAGGGAGCCUAUUCCCUCAGCACCCCGCGAUGACUUGGCCUACAGCACCAUCCAGUUGGUAGAAGUUCGCCACAACUUCCAGGACACCCAGUUCCAGAACCCCACCUGGUGUGAAUAUUGCAAGAAAAAGGUUUGGACCAAGGCCGCCUCUCAGUGUAUGAUCUGUACCUACGUUUGCCACAAGAAGUGCCAGGAAAAGUGCCUCGCUGAAAAUCCUUUCUGUGUGGCAGCAACUGAACGUCGUGGAGCUGACCCUGAAGCCAAAUCCACCAUAAACCGGGCUACAACUGGCCUAACGCGCCAUAUCAUCAAUACCAGCUCUCGCCUGCUUAAUCUUCGCCAGGUGCCCAAAACUCGGCUUGUUGAGCAGGUGACUGAUGUGGUUCCUGGAGUGGUGGAGCCCUCACCCAAGCAUACCCCCAACACAUCUGACAAUGAGAGCAGUGAUACUGAGACCUACACUAGUGGUGCAAGCCCUUCAAAGCAGCCCACCGGCAGUGGUGGCAGCAGUAAACUUGUGCGUAAGGAGGGUGGGUUGGAUGACAGUGUGUUCAUUGCUGUGAAGGAGAUAGGCCGUGACCUUUACCGAGGGCUACCCACAGAUGAACGUUCCCAGAAGCUGGAGUUGAUGCUUGACAAGCUGCAGCAGGAAAUUGAUCAGGAGCUGGAGCACAAUAAUGCCCUCCUGCUGGAGGAGAGGGAGGCCACAGAUGCACGCCGCAAAGCCCUCAUCAGUACUGCCCUGGCCAAGUCUGGGGAGAGACUCCAGGCCCUCACCCUGCUCAUGAUCCACUACCGGGCAGGCAUUGAAGACCUGGAGUCAGUGGAGAGCAUUUCUCCUUCAGACCAGCAAGGCUUUAAAGGCAAAGGAGAAGGCCUGGAGGAAGAAGCCAUGAUGGGGACAGACGUCUAUGACAGUGACAUAUGCAGCCCUGUGGAGGUUCAACUGCUGGAUGACAUUACAGAGGAGCAGAUCUGUGUGGAGGCACUCCACUAAAUAAGACCUGAAAAAAAAGAAGAGGACCAUGUGCUUUGGACUUGUGCCUCCCUGCAAAAAUUAUGUGUGGAUUUUGUGAUUGGGGGAAGUCAGAAGUCCGUUUUAAUUAUCAGUGAUGUUGGGCUCUAGUGUCUGAUUCACACAUUUUUUCUUUUCAUGUAAAAUGAAAGGAUUGUUCAAGGAUUUUCUUCCCCAAGGAUUAAGGUGAACCUGUUAUCGAUCGAUUGAUUGAUUUGCUCAGUGCGAUGUUGUUUCUAUGCUCUAGAUUUUUAAAGGGAAGCUUGAAAACUACUCCAUUUUCUGCCCUCAGCAGUGCUUCAUGUUUAAUCCUCCAGUUUGAUUGUUCUUUGGCAUCAAAAUAUCACAGUAAGCUUUAAUUCAGGUUGCUUUGCUGUCUGUAACUGCUUUAACAUUGGGACUUCUGUACACAUUACUUUGGUCUAAUGGUCUGAAUCAUCUUAAUUUUGGAAAAGGAAAAUAAUUGUUUAAUAUUUGUUUGCUGUGAAGUAACAAGCCCAUAUGAAGGUGACAAAGGCAGGUGUAGACAUUCACAGCGAUGGAAGGAUUCAUUUGUCUAAGGACCCUACAAGCAGUCACACGUCUUUUGUUUUGUGCACUUUUUACUGUAACAUAUUUGGAUUUUGGAAGUGACUUUCCCUGCUCAAAAUGCUCUUGGGGUUUUUAGCAGCUGCAUAAUCUUCAAUGAUAUAUAUAUAUAUUAUUUGCUUCAUUUGUUAGGUUUGUUAUCAGUUAGUUGGUUUACUUUGGUUAGUAUAAAUGUUUGAUUAUGUAACCAUUUUUUAAUCAUUGGGAUGGUGUCAGAUGUAAUUAUCUGGGGUGGAAAACUUAGAUCAAUUCCUAUUUGUUAGUUAUUAUUUAUUGUUAUUAUUAGCAAUAUGCAUAUUUUUGUCUUGCCAAGUCACGCUUUAUUCAGAGCACGGCUUAUAAAAUCCAACUAUGGCACAUUGCUUAAUGAUACUAACUACCAUGGGUGCAAUUUGAGAAAGGCACAUAAUUGACUUUUGAUCAAUUAUGACAUAAUUGACAUAACUGAUCUCUGAGUGAAUGGAGUCUGUGUGAUGAUAAAAUUGUCCCAACUUUUUAAAAAAUUGGUUUCAUAAGUAUGCAUGUGAAUCUCCAUUCUUUAUGGGGUGAUGUGAAGUAGUGCAGAUCAUUUGCCUUCAGGAGUUAGUUUCAUACCCAAAUGAAUGUAUGUUCCUUUUCUGUGUUUUGUGUACAUGCAGCUGUUUGGCACCGCCUCCCCCAGUCACCUUUCCUGGAAGUAGCUUAUUACGGUGAUUCUGUCAUAACCAGCUACAGCUUCCAAAACGCUAUGCUGUCAGUCUGACUUUUACACCAGUAGGCAGACAUGGGAAAAUAAGAGAGAAUAUUUAACUUUUUUUGUAUCAAGAGGAAAAAUCUACCCUUCACACCAUAAAGGUUUUAGAUCUGCCUUGAUGGUGAUGGGAGUUUCUUUCUAUAUGUUAAUGGUUGUUUUGCCAUUCACUACCACAGCACACAUUUCAAGCAGAGGCUGAUGAUAGAUACUCAGUGAAAUUAAAUUUGAUAACUUUCUAAAAAAAAAAAUCAUCUGUUUUCAGGAGGUGUUGGUAUCAGUCCAUCAGAACUGUAUAGGGCCAAUGUUUGAUUUUAAAAGGAGUGAAAACAGCCAUGUGUAAAACACAAUGCAGGAAUUCUAGUUGGAGUAAUUGAUGUAUUAUUUUGAUGGCUCAUCAGAAGAUAAAAUACUUCACAGUGGUUAAUAUUACACAGAAAUUAGUAAAUAUGAUUCCAGUAUGUUGUGUAUGUUACAGAGUAAUCUACCAGGGAUGUGCAUUGCAACUAUUUGGUAAACACCAGUGAUGUUACACUGUGUUGUGGCGAAAGUUGAAACGGUUUCGACUUUUUCCCCCUGACAACUGUGUGGUAGCACCGCUGUUGUGCCUCCAGAGUGGCCUCAUUUCAAUUUAUAAGGAGGCAGCACUUUCUUAGGCUGCGCUGAUGUCUGUCUAAACACCUUUAGACUACAUCCACGCUAAUUCUCAGUUUUAAACGCCAAAAUAAUGUUUGUAGAGACAAGUCCUGUGGCACCUUUUCAGAAAUGAUCUCCGUCCAUACUUACAUGCCUUACAAGGUGUGUCACAUGACCAUUCACGUACACUGAGCCAUGCGGGUGCCAGUGUUCUCAAAUUAAGAUGUUUUCUUAAAUGUGUUACAGUUUCUAGCAGAGAAAACGAGGUCAGCAAUGAUUGUAGUUUGUUGUCAAUCUAGAAUUAGACCAUGGUAGUCUGGGCAUAUGUCUUUGUUUCUUCUGGAAAGUGGUCACAUGAUAACUCAUGAAUCAUUUCUGCCUGUUUAGAGAAAAACACACUUCCGCCAUUUUGAGACUAAAACAGUGAAUCAGACAAUCUCACCAUUAAGCCCAAUUUACAUAGUGAACAGGUGUGCAGCAGAGCAAAAGUGUCAUUUUUGCCUUAAUAUUUCUUCUGUACUUUUUUUCUGCAACAACUUCGCUUUUUGUGUGAACAUGAAGUAAUGCUUUUGAGGAAAAACUGAGUGUUCUCAUUUGUACAAUUUAUGGCGUUGUGACUAUACACACACAAGGGUCCUGGAGAGUUUAGCCAUUUGGAACAGGAACGUGAACACUUAUCUUCAGACAUGUUGGGUAAACUAAUUCAAGCAUAUGGAGGCCUUUAGGUUUGGGAUUUCCAGCCUUUAUAGCAAUGGAGACCAUUUAAAAAAACAAAACAAAAAACUUUGUUGUGGGUCAGUCACCUCUAAAACUUCAUGACUAAAAUAACAAAUGGGUUCUAACAUCAAGUAGGUGAACACACACAUUUAGGCCUUUUGUCUGCCCUACCUACCCUGAUGAAACGGCAAAGUGCUCUGAAAAUAUGGCACUCAUUAACUAGCUACUUGCGGCAGUCUGAGGACUACAGCUCUCACAUCACAUUGAUAUGUUGAAGAUGAUGGACUGACGAGUUUGUAGACUGAAGACCUUCUUCAGUUAAAGUCAGUCUGGUUUUAUGAGCCUGGAUUGUAGUGAAAAGGCAGCCUCAAAUAGCCUCACAUCUGCUGCUUAAUUCUUAUCAAUCAUCGCAUUUAAAAACCCAAGCUAAUGGAAGAUUCAGCAACAAUAAAAAUAACAAAAUGCACUAAACAGUAACCAUGGGUAGAUUUUUCCUUGCAGUGCAUGCAGUGUAACUCUAAAAAAGACUUAAUCAUGUAGAUUAAGAGGAAGCAAAGGCACAUUUCAUGUUCUUUUCAGUGUAGUAAAUAUGUUGCUUAUGUAGAUAUUGGCUCACUGGCUGCUAUACUUGUCAAUCUCUGUAUAUCCAGAUUUUUUGUGCAAUAUUUUUGUCGGAAAAGAAGCUGAUAAUCAGGAAUGAAUCCCCAUGUCUGUAAUUUUUCUUCUUUUCUCUGUAAAUGUGUGAAGUCUUUGUACCCAUCUGUCUGGUAUUGUAAACUGGGGGGUGUUUGGGGACCAAUGAGAACCUCAGAGGAGUUCACUUCAUACCAUAAACAUCUCUCUUGGCCUAAGAAGCACUGCUUUUGCUGCUGCUGCUGUUGUCGUUACAGUGUGCUUUUCCACAGAACUCAUAUUCACAUGCUACUUGCCCCCUCCCCCAGCCCUAACCUUUGAAACUGCACAUACAGUAUGACUGCCCAACCACGCAGCUUUCAGAUCGAAAUCCUGUUUUUCUUUUUCUUCUUUUUUGUUGUGUAUGUGAAGGAUGUUGUACAACAAUUUUUGAGAAAGGUUCAUCUUAUGAAGCUUUAUUGUACAUAACCUAAAUAAACAAGAUCAAAUGAAUUACCAUCA